Radiomyces spectabilis is the source of this 1775-nucleotide messenger RNA. RefSeq names its product histidyl-tRNA synthetase. Lineage: Eukaryota; Fungi; Mucoromycota; Mucoromycetes; Mucorales; Radiomycetaceae. Gene Ontology annotation, cellular component: mitochondrion; cytoplasm. Gene Ontology annotation, biological process: mitochondrial translation; histidyl-tRNA aminoacylation. Gene Ontology annotation, molecular function: histidine-tRNA ligase activity; ATP binding. The coding region runs from base 381 to 1688 and encodes 435 amino acids. The record is from RefSeq and is a predicted model, not a curated record. The transcript has a single exon.
UUGCUGAUCCUCUGCUCAUGGUGUGUCGACAGUUACUGUCAAGGUUGUCUACCUGGCCUUGUCUACAAUCUAAAUCAUGGCAAACAUACUACAUGUUAUCUUCUAUUUCUCUGCGUCAGAGUAAGUUAUAGCAAGGGCAUGGCUAUUUCAAUCUUGUUACUGACGAGGAACAACAGAUCGCUCCUUUCUGACAUCGUUGCCUGUGUCGUUGCAAAAAACCAUGGCAUUUUGUGGCCAAGACAAUGCAACCAAGAAAACUGUAAUAUCCUGUCAAGGAAGACUCCACUUUGCAACUGAUUAACUUGGCCCUUUUUUCACAGAACAACUCUACUUUUGCGUUAAAAACACCGAAAGGCACUCGCGAUUACAAUGACAGGGAAAUGGCCGUCCGUGAAAAGAUGUUCUCGACAAUAGCGUCCAUCUUCAAACGCCAUGGAGCCGUUACUAUCGAUACCCCUGUGUUUGAAUUGACCGAGAUCUUGGCCGGCAAAUACGGCGAAGACAGCAAACUCAUUUACGAUUUGGCCUACCAAGGCGGUGAGCAAUGUUCCUUACGCUAUGACUUGACCGUGCCUUUUGCUCGUUUUUUGGCAAUGAACGGAAAAGAAUACCAGAAUAUCAAACGGUACCAUAUUGCCAAGGUUUAUCGUCGUGAUCAGCCUUCCAUGAGCAAAGGUCGCCUGCGCGAAUUUUAUCAAUGCGAUUUCGAUAUUGCCGGUACCUAUGAUCCCAUGAUUCCCGAUGCCGAGGUUCUAAGGAUAUUGUGCGAAACACUGGAUGCAUUGGACAUCAAGAAAUACACGAUCAAGCUGAAUCAUCGUAAAAUCUUGGAUGGUAUCUUUGAGCUGUGUGGUGUGCCUGCCGAUUCGAUUCGCAGUAUCUCAUCUGCCGUGGAUAAAUUGGACAAAUUACCGUGGUCCGACGUAAAGAAGGAAAUGACGGAUGAAAAAGGGUUGGCAGCUGAAGUGGCCGACAAGAUUGGAGAAUAUGUUCAACUCAAGGGCAACCAUCUACUGCUGGAUCGCUUGUAUGAUGAUAUGAAGUUGGUCAACAACGGAAAAGCGUCGGAAGGUUUGCAAGAUAUGAAACUGCUGCUGGAUUAUCUGGAUGUAUUUGGUAUCCGUGAUAAAAUAUCGUUCGAUCUGUCUCUUGCACGUGGCUUGGAUUAUUAUACGGGCAUCAUCUAUGAGGCCAUCACGGAGGAGGCCACGGACGGUGUUGGUUCGAUUGCAGCCGGUGGUCGUUAUGACAAUCUGGUUGGUAUGUUUUCAGGAACAAACAAGAAAGGCAAGCCGUCACUGCAGAUCCCUUGUGUCGGCGUUUCCAUUGGCGUUGAAAGAGUAUUCUCCAUCCUCAUGGCGCGACAACAGGCGACAAAGAGUAAGGCCACCGAAGUGUAUGUGAUGUCGGUAGGCGGUUCGUUGCUGAAAGAUCGCAUGCGUAUUGCCCGAGAACUCUGGGAUGCGGGAAUCAAUGCAUCCUUCAUGUUCAAAAACAAAGCAAAGCUGGACAAGCAGUUCACUGCGUGCGAAAAGGAUCAGAUUCCUUUGGCAGUGAUCAUUGGUGAAGAUGAGCUGAAUCAGAACGUUGUAAAAAUCAAGGAUAUGCGACAAAAAGAUGAAGCACAAGGCGGCGGUAUCACCGUAGAACGCAAUAGCAUGAUACGGGAGCUCAAAGCCCGAUUGUAAAUAGACUCAACUGUACAGUGCAUAUACCGUAGAUCUUUCUUCUUCUCCUUCAUCAUAAUUUCAUUAAAAGAAAAAAAGCCAUUCAUU